UGGACGUUGUCGCGCCUCAAGGCGGCCCAGCUGGUGCUGGCGGGGGGUAUGGCCAGCCACGGCGUCUUCCUUGUGCGCCAGAGCGAGACACGCCGCGGGGAGUACGUCCUCACCUUCAACUUCCAGGGCAAGGCCAAGCACCUGCGUCUAUCUCUGAACGAGGACGGCCAGUGCCGGGUGCAGCACCUGUGGUUCCAGUCCAUAUUCGACAUGCUGGAGCACUUCCGGGUUCACCCAAUCCCCCUGGAGUCUGGGGGUGCCUCGGACGUCACCCUCAUCAGCUUUGUGGGAGCCACCGCCGUCCGGCAGCCAGGCCGGGACAGGGCAAGCAGCCGGCCCACAGUCUGUGAUGUCAUCCCCACGCGCCACCUUGACUCUCCAUCAACCCCCAUCUCUGACUGUGUGUAAGUGAGACCAGACUCCACAGAAAGUGACCAAGUGUGAGAGAGAGAGAGAGAGCGAGUGUGAGAGAGAGAGAGAGAGACCGAGUG
Molecule: messenger RNA, 491 nt
Organism: Salvelinus namaycush (lake trout)
Lineage: Eukaryota; Metazoa; Chordata; Actinopteri; Salmoniformes; Salmonidae
Product: SH2B adapter protein 1-like
Exons: 3
Biological process (GO): intracellular signal transduction
Cellular component (GO): plasma membrane
Molecular function (GO): transmembrane receptor protein tyrosine kinase adaptor activity
Source: RefSeq, a predicted model, not a curated record